Messenger RNA from Pisolithus orientalis, 1082 nucleotides. RefSeq names its product S-adenosyl-L-methionine-dependent methyltransferase. Gene Ontology annotation, molecular function: protein-lysine N-methyltransferase activity. NCBI's taxonomy places the organism in Eukaryota, Fungi, Basidiomycota, Agaricomycetes, Boletales, Pisolithaceae. Bases 40 to 747 code for a protein of 235 amino acids. Gene Ontology annotation, biological process: peptidyl-lysine monomethylation; peptidyl-lysine dimethylation. The transcript is spliced from 5 exons. Gene Ontology annotation, cellular component: cytoplasm. The record is from RefSeq and is a predicted model, not a curated record.
UGCGAUAUCUCCUGUACUGUGGAGAUUGCUUGCAGGCUAAUGAGCGCAACAGAUCCACAGCCUUCAAAAUUAGGCACCAAAGAACAUUGGGAUAACGUCUACGACGAAGAGCUGCAGAAUUUCGGGGAAUUUGGUGAUGAGGGUGAGAUAUGGUUUGGAGAAGAUUCAGUGGAUAAAAUGGUCAAUUGGGCUGUUCAGAAUGUCCCUCCAGAGAACGACCCGUCCAUUCUCGAAGUAGGCAGUGGAAACGGUACUCUCCUCUUCGCUCUCGCGGAAGCCGGAUACACCGCCGAUACGCUACUAGGAAUCGAUUACUCUGAAGGAGCCAUCACCCUCGCAUCUUCCAUUGCAAAAUCACGCAACCGUGAAGGGAUACAAUUUCACUGCUGUGACUUCCUUAAUGAAGAACCUCCGCUACUUACUAACAUACGUACGGUGGAUGGGGCGGCCUGGGAUCUCAUACUGGACAAGGGAACGUUCGAUGCGAUUGCUUUGAUGCAGAAGGACAACCAUGGCAAGGCACCCGUUGACGGUUAUCCUUUACGGGUAGCUAGGUUGCUAAAGCCCGGUGCACACUUCCUCAUUACAUCUUGCAACUUUACAGAAGCCGAGCUCCAAGACAAAUUCACGACGCCUGCCACAGGCUUGCGUUAUCACUCUCGCAUACAACAUCAGACAUAUACAUUUGGCGGCAGAAGCGGAAGUAUAUGCUCUAGUGUUGCGUUCGUCAAGCCAGCGGCGACUUGAGGAUUAGAUCCGUGGAAUGUAACCCAUUCCGCUUUGUAGGGUUUCCUUUGCUACCGAACCCGCCCACUGCAAGAACCCACUCUCCUCACUGAACGCGUGUGAAAGGAAGAAUAUCAAGCCAAGGCCAAGAUUUUCGAUCUUCGUCGCUCUGAUAAAGGUGUCUUCAAUUACUCCGCGAUUUCGUGAUUCUAUGUCGUCAAGUCGGUCUGAAAGCAUCGGCGACGAUCCCUGCGUUGCGACAAAUAUCUGUGCGAAGAGCUGCUUGAAGAAUUUCUGUGUCUGAGGCUUCAAAAGUGUGAAGUCGACAGGCUGCGCGGCAGUUCCAAUCAGUGGCG